ACAAUUGUGAAUAAAGAAAAAAAGAGAAAACAGAAAACAUUAAAAGACAUUUGACUACCUCUAUUGUAAAAAGACCGAUAGGUAUUAUACAAAUUUGGAUUGUUUACUGCGGAAAUGGCUAACAAAAAGGGUAAUAAUACAAACAGUCGCACACAGCAACAAAUAAAUGAUUCAAAAGAUUACAGCGCAUUCAAAGUGGUCUUCUUCUAUUCUUCGUUAAUUGUUUUCCUGCCUGUCGCCACAUUCUUCUUACUUAAGUCUACGGUGCUGGACCGAUUCUUUACUAUGUCCGAGAUGAUGACCAACAUUUAUUCAGCUGUGGGCGCUAUUGUAGCACUACAUCUAGCGCUGGGCCUGUACAUUUAUCGUGCAUAUUUUGGUGGAGCACAACAUGAGGAAGGAUCAUACAAAAAAAUUGAUUGAGUUAGCAACAAAAAAAAUAAUUAAGUGAUCGAUCGUGAAAAAAUGGUGUUACGGUGAUUUAGUUGCGCUGAUGAGCAUGUGACGUCAUUUAGGUAUUACAAUAAGCACACCUUAAUCGUAAUGCAAAGAUAGAAAUUUUUAUAACAAUGAAUAUAAGAAUUCCCUGUUUGCUUUAAAACUUUCUUUUCUUGAAUUAAACCUGCAUUUUCUAAAGCAUUUUUGUGCCUGAACGAAUAUGCACAACAAUUCAAUUGUAAAUAAUAAAACAAACUAAACGAA
Messenger RNA from Anastrepha ludens (Mexican fruit fly), 702 nucleotides. RefSeq names its product vacuolar ATPase assembly integral membrane protein VMA21 homolog. The transcript is spliced from 2 exons. NCBI's taxonomy places the organism in Eukaryota, Metazoa, Arthropoda, Insecta, Diptera, Tephritidae. The coding region runs from base 115 to 423 and encodes 102 amino acids. Gene Ontology annotation, biological process: vacuolar proton-transporting V-type ATPase complex assembly. Gene Ontology annotation, cellular component: endoplasmic reticulum membrane. The record is from RefSeq and is a predicted model, not a curated record.